Molecule: messenger RNA, 347 nt
Organism: Staurois parvus
Lineage: Eukaryota; Metazoa; Chordata; Amphibia; Anura; Ranidae
Source: the annotation of a GenBank genome assembly
AAUAAGUCCAUUCGUGAAAUUUCCUUGCUACUAAAUAUUCCACGGUCAACUGUUAGUAGUAUUAUAACAAAGUGGAAGCAACUGGGAACAACAGCAACUCAGCCACGAAGUGGUAGGCCACGUAAAAUAACAGAGCAGGGUCAGCGAAUGCUAAAGCGCACAGUGCUCAGAAGCCGCCAAUUGUCUGCAGAGUCAAUAGCUAAAGACUUCCAAACCUUGUGUGGCCUUCAGAGAGCUUCAUGGAAUGGGUUUCCAUGGUCAAGCAACUGCAGUGAUGCCUUACAUCACCAAGUGCAAUGCAAAGCAUCGGAUGUAGUGGUGUAAAGCAUGCCACCACUGAACUCUAG